AUGAACGGGAUAUUUAAGUUUUUUAUUUUAGGAUUUAUUCCAACAUUAUCGUGUUAUCCGUUCGAUGAAAAUAAAAUUCAGACGGGACGGGAAAAUUUUAUUGGAAAAGGAACGAAUGAAAUCGCAACAGCUUUACUACAGGGUUAUGUUGGAAAAGAAGAAAAUAUGGUUUAUUCCCCUUUUGGUUAUUCAGCAAUUUUAGCUGUUUUUUCCGAGGGUGCAAAUGGUCCAUCAAGAGAUGAAAUAGCAAAUGCUCUUCAUUUUCCAAAAGAUGUUGAAAAAGUUAGAAAAGGUUAUCAAAGAAUUUUGGAAAGAUUUGUUGAGAAAAAAAGUUCUAAUUUUCCAGAAUUUAAAAAUUGGUUUUACAUUUAUAAAAAUUACACUAUGAAUGAAGAUUUGCAAAAUAUUUUGAGAAAAUAUUAUCUUACAGAAGUUAAAUUUGUCGAAAGACCCGAAGAAUUUAUGAAAGAAGCUGAUAAAACAUCGAUAACGGAUAAAAUCAUUGAAAAUAAAAAUUCGGAAAGUUCAACGUCGGAAAAUAAUAAUAUGGAAGAUAAUGGAGAAUUAGAAGCCAACGAAAAUCUUAUCAAAUCGAGUACGGGCGUCGAUGGAAACGAAAAAAAACCCGAGGGGGAAAAUAUGGAAUCGAUGAAAGACGAAAAGGAAAAAUUGGUAGAAAUGAUUGAACAAAAAGAAACGGAAAAGAAAGAAGAAAAGGAUAAAUUGAUGGAAAUGGAAAAGGAAAAGAAAAAAUUGGUUGGAAUGGAAGAGGAAAAGAAAAAAUUGGUUGAAAUGGAUGAAAGUAAAGAAAAAGAAAUGGAAAAGAAAGAAGAAAAGGACAAAUUGAUGGAAAUGAAAGAGGAAAAGAAAAAAUUAGUCGGAAUGAAUGAAAACAAAGAAAAAGAAACGGAAAAGAAAGAGGAAAAGGACGAGAUGAUGAUGGAAACUAAAGAGAAAAUGAACAAAUUAUCAGUCGAAAUGGAAAAAAGCGAAAAUGAAAAGGCAAAAACCAAAGUCGAAUCGGAAAAAAUGAAAGAUGAAAUUUUAGGAAGAUCCGAAGAAACAGAAUCAAAAGAAAAAACGGAAAAUAUAGUAAAAAAUAAAAAUGACGAAUCUAAAACGACGGAAAAAGAAAAUGUCGACGAAGAAAAAAAAUCAGAAACAAAUUUACAAGAAGAAGAAAAAAUGUCAGAAAGUAAUAAUAAAAACAUGGGAAAAACAGACGAAGAACAACAAAAAGAUGAAAAAAAACCUGCAACACCAACAACAACAACCACAAGCGAACCGGAAAUAGAAGAAAUGAAACCAAUAAAAACAAGUGCACAAAUGGGUGGCAUGCCUAUGGAACAUUUUUCUGGAAUGACAGACAGUUCAAUAAAAAUAAAAGGAAACGAAACCAAACCUCAAAUGAUUAUAUUCAACGGAUUAUAUUACAAAGGUGAAUGGGAAGUACCGUUUGAAAAAAAACCCGCCGACAAUUCCAGAGUUUUUUACAAAUCCGAAAAUGAAAAAAUAUUCGUAUCGACGAUUCAUUCCCAAGGACUUUUCUAUUCUGGAGAAAUAACAAAUUUAGAUUGUAAAGCAAUCGAACUUCCAUACAAAGGAGGACGUUAUUCCCUUUUGAUUUUGGUACCACAAUCACGUGACGGCCUUACAAAAUUAAUUUCCGAUUUAUCCGGAUAUCCUCUUGAAAGCAUCUACGAUCAAUUGCAAGAAAAAUUGGUUGACGUUUCACUUCCGUGUUUUGAAAUCAACACAAUAUCAAAACCGAUUUCAUCACUCAGAAAAUUGGGAGUUCAAAAUGUUACGAGCAUAUUCAAUCCGGAAACGGCAGAUUUAUCAAAAAUAUCACAUCCGAAUUCUGGACUCUACGUCGAAGAAUUAGUACAAAUGGUCACGUUUAAAGUUGAAGCGAAUUAUUCUAAAGCUAAUUUUCUCACUGCAUCGAUUGCAUCAUCGAGAAGUAACGUACAGGUUUUUCAAGUGAAUCAACCAUUUUUAUUUUAUCUCAGGGAUACGAUUGAAGAUUUAACGAUCGUCAAUGGAAAAGUUAUCGAUCCGACUCCGAAACCUUCUUUUUAUUUUUCGUAA
Pediculus humanus corporis (human body louse) is the source of this 2091-nucleotide messenger RNA. RefSeq names its product Estrogen-regulated protein EP45 precursor, putative. The transcript has 6 exons. Bases 1 to 2091 code for a protein of 696 amino acids. NCBI's taxonomy places the organism in Eukaryota, Metazoa, Arthropoda, Insecta, Psocodea, Pediculidae. Gene Ontology annotation, molecular function: serine-type endopeptidase inhibitor activity. The record is from RefSeq and is a predicted model, not a curated record.